AUGUCCGUCGGCGACGCCAUCGACACCGGCACCAUGUCCAAGUUUGGCCUUCUUUUUCGCUCGCUUGGCUUGAAGCAACUUCUUUUGUUUGACAGCGGCAAUCUGCUCUUCCUUGGUAGUGUCAACCUCGGCAAGCAGCGAGAGGGUAAGGACCCGUCCACCGACAUCAAUCCUUUUUCGCCCAGUCCAUCUUUUUCCCUUGGAGGCGUUUAA
This is a messenger RNA of Aphanomyces astaci, 213 nucleotides long. RefSeq lists its product as hypothetical. Bases 1 to 213 code for a protein of 70 amino acids. The record is from RefSeq and is a predicted model, not a curated record. Lineage: Eukaryota; Oomycota; Saprolegniomycetes; Saprolegniales; Verrucalvaceae. The transcript has a single exon.